AUGGGCUCCGUGCCAGAGGUCUUUGUCGGCUCCAUUGAUCAGGGAACAACCAGCUCCCGGUUUUUGAUCUUCAACAAGCAGGGCGAGCCAGUUGCUUCGCAUCAACUCGAGUUUAAGCAGAUCUAUCCGCAAUCUGGCUGGCACGAGCAUGAUCCGCUAGAGAUUGUGACUUCGGUCGAACGAUGUAUCGACGAGGCGUGCAACCAGUUUGAAAACCAAGGCCACAACCUGGACAGUAUCAAGGCCAUCGGCAUCACCAACCAGCGCGAGACGACUGUACUCUGGGAUAAGGAGACUGGCGAGCCCUUGUACAAUGCCAUCGUCUGGACUGAUACACGCACGCAAGCAUUGGUGCGGAAGCUGAAGCAUCGUCUGGGCUCCGACAAACUCACCGAGAUCUGUGGCCUGCCUCUGUCCACCUAUCCCUCGGUGGGGAAGCUGUUAUGGCUGCUUGAGAAUGUGCCAAAGGUCAAGGCUGCAUAUGAAAAGGGAGUUUUGGCUUUCGGAACCAUUGAUACCUGGCUGGUCUUCAAGCUCAAUGGAGGCAUAAAGAGGAACAUCUUCGUCACAGACCCCUCCAACGCAUCCCGAACAAUGUUCAUGAACAUCCACACACUCAGCUACGACGAUUCACUUCUCGACUUCUUCAGGGUCGACACCGAGAAAGUCCAUUUGCCAAAGAUUGUCCAUUCGUCCGACCCUUCUGCAUACGGCUCACUUAAUUCGACCGUCUUGAAAGGAGUCCCCAUCACGGGCUGCUUGGGUGAUCAGUCGGCCGCUCUGGUGGGUCAGAAGGGCUUUUCCCCUGGCCUUGCAAAGAAUACAUAUGGAACGGGCAGCUUCAUUCUUUACAAUGUGGGAGACAAGCCGGUCAUUUCCACGCACGGUCUCUUGACCACGGUGGCAUUUGACUUCGGUGGCAAGAACAAGCCCAUGUACGCUCUCGAAGGUAGCAUUGCGGUUGCCGGAUCGAGCGUCAAGUUCCUCGUUGACAACUUCGGCUUCAUCGAGUCAUCGAGCAAGGUCAGCCAACUGGCCGAAACUGUCGAAGACAACGGUGGCGUUACGUUCGUGACGGCUUUCAGUGGUCUUUUCGCUCCUUACUGGAUCGAUGACGCUCGAGGUACCAUCUUCGGGAUCACGGCAUACACCAAGCGUGGUCACAUUGCCCGUGCAACUCUGGAGGCGACUUGCUUCCAGACCAAGGCUAUCCUGGUGGCCAUGGAGAAGGACAGUGGGCACACCCUGGCUGAGUUGGCCGUUGAUGGUGGGAUGUGCAACUCCGACCUCACUAUGCAGGUCCAAUCCGAUCUCGUCAGCAUUCCGGUCAGGCGGCCGGCCAUGCGCGAAACCACCGCUCUAGGCGCAGCCAUCGCGGCCGGUCUCGCAGUGGAUGUUUGGGAGAGCAUCGACGAACUCAGGGAGGUCAACAACGAGGGGACCACGAUCUUUAAGCCUAGCAUCAGCAAGGAGGAGAGUGCCACCCGCUUUGCCCGGUGGGAGAAAGCGGUGGAAAUGAGCAAAGGAUGGGCCAACUGA
Molecule: messenger RNA, 1539 nt
Organism: Capronia epimyces CBS 606.96
Lineage: Eukaryota; Fungi; Ascomycota; Eurotiomycetes; Chaetothyriales; Herpotrichiellaceae
Product: glycerol kinase
Exons: 3
Coding region: 1-1539 (512 amino acids)
Biological process (GO): glycerol metabolic process; glycerol-3-phosphate biosynthetic process; triglyceride metabolic process
Cellular component (GO): mitochondrion
Molecular function (GO): glycerol kinase activity
Source: RefSeq, a predicted model, not a curated record